This is a messenger RNA of Chlamydomonas reinhardtii, 4754 nucleotides long. RefSeq lists its product as uncharacterized. Gene Ontology annotation, molecular function: actin filament binding. The transcript is spliced from 9 exons. The record is from RefSeq and is a predicted model, not a curated record. Gene Ontology annotation, biological process: regulation of actin filament polymerization. NCBI's taxonomy places the organism in Eukaryota, Viridiplantae, Chlorophyta, Chlorophyceae, Chlamydomonadales, Chlamydomonadaceae. Gene Ontology annotation, cellular component: plasma membrane; cortical actin cytoskeleton; actin filament. Bases 119 to 4456 code for a protein of 1445 amino acids.
UAUGUCAAAAUUAAUGGCAUCUGUCAUCGACUUAGCGCAAGAGCUCGGCAGCAAUCGCUUAGCUCGUAGUGUCCUCGCCGCUCGCGGCAGGUCUAUUAUAACACCCAGCCUGGGUAGCAUGGCGGGAGCGCACCCAGAACAUGAGCGGUCCACUCCUGGCACGCCAGGGAAACCCAGUGCUCACGGCCAGGCACGGCGAGGCAAAAGCGGCGGCGGUCGUUGCCCGGCUGAGGCGGUCGUGCGACGGCAACGAGCGCGCUCCGUGUUCUUCGCGGUGGGGCGGGGGGCUGCGGUGCGCGAGGACAGAAAGCGGGCGGCGGAGCUGUUUGGCGGAUAUAUUUUCGACACGCUGCUGGAGCUGCGGCCGCGGCUGGCGCUGGUGGAAGUGCCGCGCGCCCCGCUGGAGGAACUCGCACAACAGCAGGAUAUCGCUGGCAAGCUACUACUUUCCCCUCCGGCAGACGUGCAGAGCCGCUGCGCCGCAAUGAGUGCCGCGGGCGUAGCAUUGGCGCAUGCGGGCAGCAGCCGGCAGCAUGGCAGUAGCUGCAAGCUGCAGCCGCGGAAGCGCCCGGCCGACGCGGAAGCCACGGCCGCGGUGGCAUUAUGGACCCGCGCCGCGAAGCGGCUGUGCUCGACCGCGCCCACAGAAGCAACGCAGGCUUCAUUAGGGACGGAUCUAAGACUGGCGCCGAAAGGGCUCGUGGCUGCCAAGGCGCAAACUAGGCGAGAGCGCUUCAGCAGAGGGAUUCGCGAGGAGCGCGGGGCUGCCUCGCGGCAGCAGGAACCGCUGGCCAGCACUUCAUUUGGUGGCUACAGCAAAGAAGGCAGUGAUCGCAGGCACUACUGGCGGCGGCCGCAGCAGGAGCCGCAAGACGGCGGCGGCACUGACCCGCCGGUGGAGUCCGGCGACACGCGUGGCGGCGAGGGAGACGGCGAGACGGGACGACAGGCGCAGGAGGGAAGGCAGGAGCGGCAGCAGAAUCAGAGCCGGGGACAGGCAGGCAGCGGCGCUGGCGCACAUGGCGGCCGUGAGGAGGCUCUUGGCGGUGGCGAUGGCGGUGGCACUGGCGAUGGGCAGCAAGACAAGGCGGCGGAGGGGGAGGACUCACAAGCGCGGGCUAACAGUGAUGACAGCAGCACAGCCAAACGGCCACCCCAGAGCGUGACCAACCUCCACGUCACCACCCACCUGGACUUGGUGGUGCCUCCGCUGCUGUCUGCUGGUGGGGCCGCUGCUGUUGCUGCUGGCCACGCUGGCGAUGGCAUUGUGGGCGGUGAAAGCGCCGGCGGGGGUGGAGGCGGUGGAGGCGGGGGCAGGGGUGGUGGGAGCCGCGGCACGGGCGAUGGAGAGCGUGUGAGCGCUGGUGAGGGCGAGGGCAGCAGGGCGGGUGCUGCUGCUCAGAUGGCGACAUCCAUCUGCCUGGCCUUGCCGCCCGGAGUAGCGGCGCCGGCCGUUGCGCUGACCAAGUGGCAGACGUCCUCCAAGUCAGGCUUCGCCGACGUGCUGCAGCCCGGAACGCCCGUGCUGCUGUCAGUCAGCACCAAGCAGCCCGACUACGCCCGGCACCUGGCGCCGCACAGGCCCAGAAUCCCGCCCAGUGCGGUGCUGCCGUCGCGGGCGCAGCGCAACACGGCCGCAGAGAUAUUCGCGGUGACGCGAGUGCGGCGUGUGGUGGUGGUGCCAGUGGAGCCGGCGCCGGCUGCUGACGCCGAGGGUGCAGCAGCUGUUCGAGGAGGCGGAGGCGGUGCCGGAGGCAGCGGCGGUGACGCGAGGGCUGCUGCUGCAGCGGCCGGACCUAGCAGCGCCAGUGCAACUAGCGCCAGCAUGGGCGGUGCUGCCGGCAGUGGCGGCGGUGCUCGUGGCGGUGACGGCGACCCUGCAGGCCAAAAGUGGAUGGAGUUGGACCCUGCCAGCUGGGUGUGGAUCAACUCGCCCCUGGAGCAACUGCAGAUGGAUCUGGUGUUGUCCACCAAGAGCGCCAGCUUUACCCGCAACACCCACAAGACGGCGGGGCGUACCGCGGUGGAGGUGGUGCGACACUACGCCGACGCGGUGGACGCACUGCUGCAGCAGAGCCGCGCAGCAGCAGCCACCGCCACCUACGCGGCUGCACCGGCGCCGGCACCGGCGCAGCUGCCCGCUGGCGCCGUUACCACCGACCGGGAUGGUGGGCGCGGCAGCGGCCCCGGCACGUCUAGGGUGGCUGAUGCAUGUGGGGCUCCCGGCGAAACCGCGGCUGCCGGUGGAUCGGCCGACGCGAUCAGCAGCCGCCAGGCGCUCUUGCCGCCGGCGCCAUUACUUCCGUGGGGCAUACUGCCGCCGAUGCCGGGCGGCAGGUUCCUCGCCGCCUUCCCCGAGGCCUCAGCCACCGCAGCACUAGCCGCGCCCGCUGCUGCUGCUGCCGUCACUGAUGGUGGUGCUGCAGUCGCUGGUGCUGGCCCUACUGCCCCUGGAGCUCGUCCUGUUGCUGCUGCGGAUGUGGUAGUGGAGCGCCACGGCAGUAGCAGGCAGCCGCCACAGCUACAGCCGCAGCCACAGCCCCGGACGCAGUCGCAACGACAGCAGCGCAGAGAUGCUGGAGGUCCGCAGGAGCCGCCGCCGCCGCCACUGCUACAGCCCCCGAAGCCACGGCUGCAACAGCCUCAAGCGAUGAUGCAGCAUCAGGCAUCAAAGCACCCGCGGCAGCUGCUCAACACGGCUACAGCCGCGGCCGCGGAGGUGGUGGCUGCAGCCACUGCUACUGCCGCCACUGUGAGCUGUAGCAAGCGCGGCAGUCCGCUGGGUGGUGGCGGCGGUGGUGGUGGGCGUGGCGCGGACGCUACCAGUGCUGCCGCUCGUGCUGGUGCAGGUGCUGGUGCCAGUAGCGAUGGGCUGCGACAGCCGACUACGGUGGUGGUGGCUGGUGGUGGCGGCGCUGGCACGCGUGCUGCUUGUGGCGGGGCCGUUCGUCCCCGUGCGCCGGCAGCGGAGACGGAACCUGCAGUUGCCCUUGCAUCGCUAGGAAUCGCAGCCGCCGCAAAGCCCACAGCCGGGGUCCUGUAUGGUGAUGCUGCUCUGCCCCUUCCGCUGCUUGCGCCCCCUGGUGGUAGCGCAAGUGCGGACGCCGGCCGGCGCCGGCUGGCUGACGAGGUAGCGGCGGUGGCGGCCGAGGCGGCGGAGGGGCAGCAGCAACAACAACAGCAGCGCGGCGGAGGGCUGUUGGCUGCGCUCAUGGGGCGGGCUGACAUGGAGGGGAUGCAAGCCGCCGCCGCGACCGCUGCCACCGCCGCGACCACGGCGGUUGUGGCCAUGGCAGCUGGCGCUGCUCACCCAAUCGGUCAGUCUGCCGCAGCCGCGCCGUCCCAGCGGCCUGCAAAGCAGCAUGGGCGCCCAAGUCGCAGUCGCCAGCCGCACAUGCCGCUACGCCAGUCGCCGCCGUCGCAGGGCCGGUCAGCUGAGGCGGGCGCCGCCGCACUCCUCAUUCCCAACGGCGCCAGGGAGGCCAACUUCAGCCAGGGCCAUGCUCCAAGCCAGGGCAAGGACCAGGCGCUUGCAGCAGGGCAGCGGCAGAGCAGCAUUAGCGAGCUGCUGAGCGGCGCGCGGCGGGUGUUUGAGGCGAACCAGGAACUCGUGGCAUCCAGGAGUGCUGCGGCGAAGCAGAAGACGGCGGAGGCGGCCCGGCGGGAGAGGGAGGCGGAGAAGCGGGUGCGGGAGGCGGAGCGGCGGGCGGCGCAGGCAGAGCAGCUGGCUGCACAGGCGCAGGCGCGGGAGCAGGAGGCGCAGCAGGCGCGAGCUCAGGCGGAGCAGCGGCAGCAGCAGGCGGAGAAGGAGCGGGACGCGGCUGUUGCGGAGGCGACGGCCGCGGUGGCGCGGGCUCGGAAGCUGGAAGCGGAUCGCGAGGCGCUGCGGCAGCAGCGGGACGCGAGGGCGGAUGAGUCGGUGCUGCUGCAGAGGCAGUUGGAGAAGAUGACGGAGGAGAUGAAACGGCAGAACGCCAAGCUCAAGGCUGAGGAGCUGGAUGGGCUGGAGGAGGUGGCGGCAGAGGAGGAUGAGGUGGGAGAGGGAGAGGCGGUGGAAGACGGCGAGGAGCAAGAUGCUGGCAUGGGACUGUACGGGAUCGGGCGCAGGGCUCCUAUCUUAAUGUCUCCAGACAUUAAUGGGCCAUUUUGGCCGUUUCCUAGACAUUCCUUCCGGGGGCUAAUGUCUCGGGCGAGACUUUGUUGGCCCGGGUUGGGGGCCGGUUUUGUCCGAAUUCCCAUGGAGAAGCUCCCCAACCGCCAUGUGCCCAGACAAAAGACGGCGGCUACCCGGCCGUUUUUGUCUGGAGCUAGACAUUACCCCAAAAACAAGAUACGACCCCUGAUUGGGCGGUAUGCUGCUGCCGCUGGCGGGGAGGACGAUGAGGAUGAGGAUGAUGAGGAUGAGGAUGAAGACGAGGAUGAAGACGAUGAGGCGGAUGGCGAGAACUAUGUCUGAGAAGAACAGGAGGUUGCAGCUGGGACGUCAAGAUCAGCCCAGGGAGCGAGCCGGCAUGCGGCAUGGGGAGGCCUGAAACAGCAGCUCGCGCACGCUUCGCGCGCUACGCUGUGCAGUAUCGGCAACGGCAUGGCAGUGCCCGAGGAAGAGCCCUUGCACAAGCUUGCGGGUGAGGGUGGGCUGCAGACCUGCCAGUGAGCCCGUUCAUGCGGAUCCACCCGGUUUGGAGGCUGCGUGGUGUGGUGGGGGCGAUGAUCCCGGGAGGACGGAUGAAGGAUUGCGGAGCGUGGGAUGUAGG